AUGGCUGAGAUAUUACCUAUUGGGGCAUUAGGGCUUAUUAUUUGGAAUAAAGAAAAAUCUACGAAGUCCAAAUCCGAAAAUAGUUCUGAUCGAAGUAAAAUUUCAGCGAUGAUAAGCGUAAAAUUAACUGGAAAAAGACAAAGAAGCAGUGAUGAUGUAGGUUUAUUUGGCUCGCAAGAAAUGGAAUACUACUGGAAAAAGCUUGAAAAGCUCUCCCAAAGUGGACCUGAGGUAAAAGAGCCCGAGUAG
Entrophospora sp. SA101 is the source of this 249-nucleotide messenger RNA. The record is from the annotation of a GenBank genome assembly. Lineage: Eukaryota; Fungi; Glomeromycota; Glomeromycetes; Entrophosporales; Entrophosporaceae.